Molecule: messenger RNA, 1651 nt
Organism: Seriola aureovittata
Lineage: Eukaryota; Metazoa; Chordata; Actinopteri; Carangiformes; Carangidae
Gene: tmem101
Product: transmembrane protein 101
Exons: 4
Coding region: 30-797 (255 amino acids)
Biological process (GO): positive regulation of canonical NF-kappaB signal transduction
Source: RefSeq, a predicted model, not a curated record
GGCGGAUAGGUUAGAGCUGAGAGGCAGCCAUGGCAGCUCCCAGCAGGAAGCAGGUUUUCAAGUUUCUCAGCCAGUUUGGAGCGUUUGUUUUGACCCGGUUUGGAUUUUGGAACUGCUUCUGUAUGUUGAUGCUGUUUGCUGAGCGAGCGGACUCAAAAAGGAAGCCAGACAUCCAUGUACCGUACCUGUAUGUGGAUAUGGGGGCCGCAGUGCUCUGUGCCAGCUUCAUGUCAUUUGGGGUGAAGAGGAGGUGGUUUGCAAUGGGUGCUGCCAUACAACUGGCCAUCAGCACUUAUGCAUCGUAUGUCGGAGAACAGGUGUACUACGGGGACUGGCUUAAGGUACGAAUGUAUUCCAGAGCGCUGGCUAUUAUUGGCGGCUUUCUGGUUCUGGCCAGUGGGGCGGGGGAGGUGUACAGACAGAAACCUCGCAGCAGAUCCCUGCAGUCCACGGGACAGGUUUUCCUUGGAGUCUAUCUCAUUUGCACGGUGUACUCCCUCCAACACAGCAAAGAGGACAGGCAGGCCUAUCUGAACCACAUUGCUGGGGGAGAGAUCACUCUGAUGCUGCUGGAGGUGCUGUUUGGGGUGCUGGCUCUGGCCUUCCUCUCUGGCUACUACAUCCGGCUGGCCGCUCAGAUCCUGGCCACCGUCCUUCCUCUGGUGAUCCUGCUCAUUGACGGUAACUUGGGCUACUGGCACAACACUCGCAAGGUGGAGUUCUGGAACCAGAUGAAGCUGAUAGGACACAACGUGGGCAUCUUUGGCACAGCGCUGAUCCUAGCUACUGACGGCUGAACCCUCGGGCUCCCACAGACAACUUUUUUUGCACUGCGCAGGAUGAGAUUGUCUGCCUUUACUGUUUGUCACUGCCCGACUUUGUUUUCAAAGCAGCUGUGGUUCAGUGACCUCUCAGGAUUCAGACUCUCCCAGCUGAGACAGUUGGAUGAAAGCCAAGCGGUUGAUUGUCAUUGCCUACCAGUUGGUAGCUUUGUUUUUGCAAGAAAAAGAAAAGAAAAACCUGAGCUUCCUUUUUUGCAAUUUAAUAAUUUAUUUGGAUUCAUGUUUACAUUUUGUCUCUGUUUUGCUCUGAAUCGUGAGUAUUGGUACUUUAUACCUACAGGCAAAAUACCUUUUACUCCAAAAAUGAUAGUCUUAAAAUUGUUUUCCUUAAAUGUUUUACAGUAUAUGGUUGAAAUAUUUUACACAUAAAGGGAAACUUUAACUAUAUAUAUGGUAUUGCUUUCCGACCAUUUGGUAAAAAAUAAAAAUAAAACACUAUAUUUGUUUUGCUAUUAACUGGUGCAUUAACGUUAAUGUGUUGGUUUUUAUUACAUUUAAUAAGCACAGCUUUUUAAACUUCUGUGUAAAACACAUUUUAUACAAAAUAAUGUGAAAUCAUUUCAUUCACAAGAUGCUGAAGACGAUUGUCCAAGUUUGAAUAUUUUCAUUAUUAAAACAGUUUUAUUUCACUGAAUAGAACAAACUUUAGUUAUACUGUAAUAAUAUUUAUUUUGCUAUCAAUGACCAAUCAACUAAAGUGAACAGUGUUGCGAAGGAUAAAUCAGAUAAAUGUAACUGAUGAGCCUGUCAGACUGUUCAUGGUGCAUCAGUAUGUUUACUGAUUAAAUAAAAAAUGAAUGUAACAUUUU